CAACACAUUAUUCAACAAUAGGUAUUUCAAGAUAUUUAAUAUCCCACAAAAAGUAUCAAGUUUAUAAAAAAUUCUCAUUAAUAAAAUGGCUUUAACCGAUUACAGUUACAACUAUUAUUACUAAAUAAAUAUAUUCAAAUUUCAACCAUAUUAACUUAGAGCUUCUUGAUAUUUACUACAUGUAUUGUGUUUGCACUACUGUUUACUGCUGAGUGCUGAUAAACAAUUUGUUACUUGACGUUGACUUUUGAAUUUGACUUUUGUCCUCUGGUUAAACUAAUGUUAUGUUGUAUGCAUGUUAGAGGCAAAGGAAAGUUAUCUUUCGAAGCCAAUUGCCAAAUUACAAUCAUAUUUUCGGAUUUCAAAGUUCACACCAAAAUUAAUUAAAUACAGAAGAAGAGUAAAGUGUAGUCUAGUAGUGUAAGUCGUGUGUUAAUUUUUUUACAGAAAGCAUAAAAAUGAGCUCUGAUGAAGAAACUUUUGUUAUUAUUGUUGGAGAUGACGAUUAUGAAAUUCCCGAUUCAGUAAAAGAUGUUGUAGAAAAUAGUGAAAUUACUCACUUGACUUCAAUGGCAGAAAAUGAAACAGAAGAUGUUGAAAUAAAAGAAGAACCAGAGGAUUAUUUUUUUAAGGAGGAACCAGUUGAUGACUUGGAUGAAGAAUAUAUCCCUAAAAGUGAGACUUCCAGUGAUGAAGAUGAAAGUGAUGAUGAUAUUAAUGAUGUGAAUAGAAGUCGACGGAAAAAGGUGAAAGUCAUAACAUCAUAUGUUCAGGAACUAAGAGAAGCAUACCCCGAGUUAAGAAAUGAUAGAAAAAUGUUGAUUGAUAUUUUAUCACAGAUAAUGAAAGCAAUAAAGCCACCACCUCUGCCUCAAGAUUACUUCAUAAUGAAUGGAAUUAUGUUAGAAUGUGUUGAAUGUGGUAAAUUAUCCAAUGGUAUACCAGCAGCUGGUCGCCAUUAUCAGGAAUAUCACGGAGAAAGAUACCUCAUUUGUUUUGCUUGUGGAGUUGAUUUUAGGAGUGCUACUAACCUAUACAAACAUGAGAAGCGAUGUCCCGCUCCGGACAUUGGCAUAGUACUGAAAGCAAGAGCACGGCACAUAGGCAACAAGGGGCGGGCCAGACCUUUUUUAUCAUAUGAGAAACCUAAGGAACGCACUGAUGACUGGAUGUGCAGCCGCUGCCCCGCGCGCUACGGGUCGGCGGGCGGGCUGGCGGCGCACGAGCGCGUGCACGCGGGGCAGCGCCCGCACCGCUGCGCGCGCUGCCCGCACGCCUACACCUCGCGCUCCGCCCUGCUGCGUCACGCCCGAAAGCACUCGGGCGAGCGUUUCGUGUGCGACAACUGCGGCCGCGACUUUAGCUCCAAGACCGCGAUCGUCGCACACAUGGACACGCAUCUACCGCUGAAGAAGUACGCGUGUACGGAGUGCGACAAGCGAUACGCGCAGAAGUCGGCGCUGCUGCUGCACGUGCGCCGCGAGCACCGCCACCUGCCGCCGCCCUGCGCCUGCCAGCUCUGUCCGCGCAGAUAUCCCCGAAUGUCAUUACUCAAGCAGCAUAUGAAGAAAGCGCAUGGCAUGUUACUUAUGACUAGAAAGAUGUACUACAAAAUGUUGCCAACCCUCACGCAGUCGCAGCUGGAACAGGCCAAGGUGGUCCUACAGUCACAGGUGGAGACUGGGACGCUCCUAGAUGACCUGUGUCUAGAUGCAGAUGGCGUCAAACAGGAACCGCAGUACUGUCUUAUGCAGGGCUAGUUAAUUUUUACUAUUUUUUGUAAUUUUUAAUGUAAUUUUGAGGUCCGGGAACCAAUAGUAAAGAAUAAAAAUUAAUUAGACUUAUUAAAAGAUGAGGUAUAGCAUUGUAAAAUCUUUUAAAAUAUACAUGAUAAGAUAUAAUCAGUCGUCGAUUUGAGCUGACACGUAACGGACGCUUCAUCCCUUUUGUGGUAUUUUUUGUGCCUAUCCACAUUAAAUACUCGAUUUUCGACCUCCUGGUCAAUUACCAUAGAAUCUCCUUAGUUUCAAUGGUAAUGAUAAGUGUAAAUUUUCAAGUAAUAUAAAAAAAAUUGGAGGCCUCAUAGAAGGCCUGUGUCCCAGCAGUGGGAAUAGAUAUGGGUUGAUGACAAAUAAAAAAAAUUUACAGUGUCAUUAGGUGAAUUAAGUGUAAAUAUUUCAAUGAACACAAGAAAAAAUACAACAACGUCGGGUUCUCUAUUUUCAUGGACGUUUCUGAUUUUUUAAAAUAUAAUUUUGAUUACAUUACCAUUCAUAAAGAAUACUCGCACACGUGAACUCUUCUGUGUCCAAGAUUGUUAUAAUUUGAUUUUAAUGCAGUUCAGUGUGCAUCACUGUGCGUAUGUUACAUAUUAGUAAUUUUAAGAACUAUUGUUGACCUACUGUCUCUGAUUCUAACUUAAACUUGAUUGUUAUAUAUAUGCAUAUAAAUUAUUAUUUUAUAAUUUAAUAAUAUUUUUCUUUUGCUUACUUUGUUUGUAUGAACGUGAAAUGAAAGAUCUAUUUCACUUUAAUUAUUUUAAAUUAUUAUACAGUUAUUGUACUAUGAACGUAUAUUCGUCUCAAUUAUAUGAAAAUGUCACUGUAUCUAGAUUCUAGAUAAAUGUUAAACUUAAGUGAAGGAAAUGAUAUGAAAUAAAAAUACAAUAUAAUACGAAAAAGUGUUUUAUUACGCACUUAUUAUUUCAACCAAAUGUUGACGAGAUACUCAUCUAUAGCAUAAUGCAUACACAAUCAUUAGGAGACACCACGAAUUUUAUAAUGCUUCAUUACAUACUAAGAAAAUACAAAAAUAAGCGGUUCCUUCGUAAGUCUACUGGGACCUUCUGCUUUGAGACGUUUACUGUAAUGCGCCGCCGCGUUCGCUGUCCGGUAGUUAACACUCCAAGACCGGCAUGCUUUGGUUAUUGCUUCUAAUUAUGCAGUAAAAUACAUUGAAACCAAGAAGGCUAGUGUAAUUUGGAUUAUUGGAAACUCGGAAUUUAUUUCUUCAUGUAUCUAUUGAUAUACAUAAAUGGAAUAUAUAUUCAAUUGGUUGGGUUUCAACGAACUUUACUAUAAGUUAGGGUUAGCUCUUAUUACAAUAGCAGAACAGUUUUCGAGUGGGUGCUGGUUACAUCUAGACGCUUAUUCACUUAUCUCAACAAAUAUCUCAUUCGAUCAACAUCCACAAAACUAACAUUAAAUUCUUUAUCCUCUCCAAUACUGAUCGUAUUAUCUUAACAAUGGUCCAAAAAUAUCUAAUAGCAUCCCUAAACGAUCAAGUAGAAAAAUACUUUGAAUAUGCCUCACAGAAAUCUAAUCUUUUUUUUUUAAUUUUCUCACUUUAAACGUCACAUUUUGAUAUUCUCGUGUGUCAUACGGUAAAGAUCAAGGGAAUAUUAGGUCUAAGAGUGUUAAUUAUAAACUACUGUGACAAUCUCAAUAAUUCGAUUAUUGUUGCAUAAUGUUCAUAACGAGAAACGAAACCUAUUUUGUCAAAAUUUAAAUACGAAAACAGCGAAGUGUUCUGUACGUAAAAGCGACGUAUUUAAAACAAAAAGAUUUUUAAAAGCAAAUGAUGGUCGAAAGCUCAAAUCUCCACUGAACAUUGUGCAUCAGUACUCUUAACACUUUAACUCUAUGAUAACAGUUAAUACGAUUACAUUAGACACAUGAACGAUGCGUUUACCGAUAACCUUACCUAUGAAAAAAGACGUAUCUGCUUUCAAUAUCACAAAUUACAAUAUACCAUUUAAUUUUAGCAUCUACAAGCUUGGAUUAAAAAUAUAAAUAAAUAGAUAGAUGUACAAUAAUAUAUCAUGUGAUUGUAUGUCGUCUCAAGCCGUCGCUUUUAGGGAUGUCGAAAAAAGCACGGUUGAUUAACGGAUUUUUUAAAAGCAAUAAUCACAGUUCGUUUCGAAUUUUUUCUGACGUUUUGUUGUUUUGACAGAGCCGUGUCUAUGGUGAAUACAGAGAUCUUGGUACUUGACUAUGUUUUAUUGUAAUUAGGCCCUCGUGAACAAAAUGUUUACAAUUUUGAUUACAAACAUAGAGCAUCUGGAUACGAAAAUAUAAACUAUUACUUAUAUUUGAUUAAUCUGUCGAUAAAUGUUUUUCGAAUCCGACUUUUAGAUUAGGUACUAUUGAAUUUGUACAUUUUUACACAUUAUAUUAAACUGAACGUUAAAAGUUAAUUUUACAUAUCACAAAUACGCCUUACAUGAGUGAUCUAUACGACGUGGUGUAACACUAAACAAAUCUGAGACACUAAUUAAUAAUUUAAUUACUGUUAAAAUAAACGUUAAUGUCAAACGAGCGUCACUUACGUCCAUUUAAUUUUUAUUUAUUAUUAUAUUAGUUAUGUAUAUUAAAACGUAUUCUAGUGGCAGUUAUUAACGCUCUGAUAGUACGGCGACGGGUAUACUCCUACCCAUUUCAUAGGGUUAAAUCGAUAUAUCUUUAAAAAACAUUUAAUUUGGUUACAUAAAUUAAUAUAGAAGACAUUUUGCUUGUAAUUAUUUGGUAGUAAUAAAUAUUCGAGCAAGUAUUGAAUAUGUUACGAAAAGAUAAUGAAAACGAAUUGUUGUAGAACGUUGCUGGACAAUUUUUAGAUAUAUCGAUAUAACUUCAUUUCAUGAGAUCACUUUAAACCCCCGCUAUGCAUUUUAUUUGUACUUUGUGAUACAGUAUUCAAGCAACUGUUGAUGAUUGUGGUUAUUCAUAUGAUAAUUGGUAAUUUGUUGAUAUUAAAUUAUCUGUAAGCAUAGCUGGAUUAAAGUGUAUCAUUCCACAAUUAUUGGACGCCAUAUUUUGUAUUCGCGUGUCACAGUUUGGUAAACUGACUUGCAAUAGCGUCGUGCGAACUCGUAAAGUUAAUCAGCAAUACAUGGAAAUAAUUUUCUUUAUUAUAUUUUCAUGUAAUGUCGUGUCGAUUA
Zerene cesonia (dogface butterfly) is the source of this 4936-nucleotide messenger RNA. Its product is annotated as histone-lysine N-methyltransferase PRDM9-like. Gene Ontology annotation, molecular function: RNA polymerase II cis-regulatory region sequence-specific DNA binding; DNA-binding transcription factor activity. NCBI's taxonomy places the organism in Eukaryota, Metazoa, Arthropoda, Insecta, Lepidoptera, Pieridae. The record is from RefSeq and is a predicted model, not a curated record. The coding region runs from base 459 to 1760 and encodes 433 amino acids. The transcript has 9 exons. Gene Ontology annotation, biological process: regulation of transcription by RNA polymerase II.